This is a messenger RNA of Vigna radiata var. radiata (mung bean), 994 nucleotides long. RefSeq names its product transmembrane emp24 domain-containing protein p24delta4. Lineage: Eukaryota; Viridiplantae; Streptophyta; Magnoliopsida; Fabales; Fabaceae. The record is from RefSeq and is a predicted model, not a curated record. Gene Ontology annotation, biological process: endoplasmic reticulum to Golgi vesicle-mediated transport; intracellular protein transport; Golgi organization. The transcript is spliced from 4 exons. Gene Ontology annotation, cellular component: Golgi apparatus; endoplasmic reticulum; COPII-coated ER to Golgi transport vesicle. The coding region runs from base 88 to 735 and encodes 215 amino acids.
UAGUACAAAGAGAUCGAAAGAGUGAAGAGAGAAAAAAAUAUUGGUGUUUUGUGGAGAGAGAGAGAGAGAGAAAGAAGAGGCAAGGCAAUGCGGAAGAGAGGUGUGUCAACGUUGUUACUCCUGUUCUUCUUCUUCUUCUUCUCAAUCAAUUUCGUUCCUUCUGCUCUUGCUAUCUGGCUUACCGUGCCCUCUACUGGUACCAAGUGCGUCUCUGAAGAAAUCCAACACAACGUCGUCGUUUUGGCCGACUAUGUCGUUAUACCCAGUGAUCAUUCCAAGAAUCCCACCCUCGCUGUCAAGGUAACAUCACCAUAUGGAAACAAUCUUCAUCACAGUGAGAACACAACUCAUGGUAAUAUCGCAUUUACUACUCAAGAGGCUGGAAACUACCUGGCAUGCUUCUGGGUGGAUAGCCAUACUCAAGGAGGUGGUGAGGUUAAUGUAAACCUUGAUUGGAGAAUUGGGAUUGCAGCCAAGGACUGGGAUUCGGUUGCUAGAAAAGAGAAGAUUGAGGGAGUUGAGCUUGAGCUGAGAAAGCUAGAAGGAGCAGUGGAGGCCAUCCAUGAGAAUUUGCUUUAUCUCAAGGGCAGGGAAGCUGAGAUGAGAAUUGUGAGUGAAAAAACAAAUGCUAGGGUGGCAUGGUUUAGCAUUAUGUCCUUGGGUAUCUGCAUUACUGUUUCAGGUUUGCAAUUGUGGUAUCUGAAGCGGUUCUUCCAGAAGAAGAAGCUUAUAUAGAUUAUGCUAUUGUUAGUUUAAUUUUAUUAGUGAUACAAAGAACAUUUUAAUACUCAAUUUUUUUUUUUUAUGAACACUACUUCAAGUCUUAGACAGAAAUUUUUGAUACCAUAAGUAGAGUUUUUAACUUUUCUAAAUUUUAUUACAAUGAAUUGUCUUGUAUGAUUGGGAUAUGAAAACCGGCAGAUAAGAGAAGAAUUUUAAUGAAUGAUACUAAGGUAGUAUAAGGUGGGCUAUCACAUCUGUUUAUUGUUAGUCA